Messenger RNA from Thelazia callipaeda (thelaziosis nematode), 1122 nucleotides. The record is from the annotation of a GenBank genome assembly. NCBI's taxonomy places the organism in Eukaryota, Metazoa, Nematoda, Chromadorea, Rhabditida, Thelaziidae.
AUGCAUUUGUUCAUAGCUACGAUUUCUUGUUAUAUUAGUAUUGCGGCAUCCUUUAAAAGUCAAAUUCUUUAUGGCUUGUAUCGGUUUAAUGAAGAUCAAAAACGGCAAAUAGUUACUAUUCAUAAUAAACUUCGAGCUCAAGAACCAGCAUCUAAUAUGCAAGAAUUAGUUUGGGACGAUCGACUUGCUGAUCUUGCGUAUGGUCACGUACAGCGAUGUGAUGCGUGGCAUCGGAGUGCUUAUGAACGACAAGGUCACGGCUAUUCAUAUAUUGGCGAAAAUAUUUGGUGGAGUAACGAAGCAUUUUUACGACCCAAUUUGCAAUCUGCUAUGCUGGAUUUUUUCAACGAAAAACCUUAUUAUAAUUAUUACACUAAUCGCUGUUGGCAAAAUGCGCAGUGUGGGCAUUAUACUCAGUAUGUUUGGGCUGAAACAUGCGCAGUAGGAUGUGCGGCAGUUCAUUGUGAUGGGAUUAAGAAUGGCAGAGGGAUCAACAAAGGGCACAUUAUUGUUUGCAAUUAUGGCGAAGGAGGAAAUAUGUUUGGCAAACGCCCUUACCAGAUAGGGCCAAGGUGUUCGAAAUGUAAGUGCGGUGGUAAUUGUACUUCAGAAGGCCUUUGUCAGCCAUGUUGUAAUGGCUUACGUUAUCCUCAAGACGGCACUUUUUGGCCUUCAGAAUCUUUAAGACUUCGACAACAGUCACAAAAACUAUGGCUUGACAAAAUGGCUUUACAUCAAAAAUCAAAAGUACAAAAGGAGAAUGAAUAUAAUGAUUUUUUAACUCAAGUUUAUUUGGGAUAUCAAUGUCGAGAUUUUGAACGAUACUGUGAUUACUGGGCCCAAACUGUUGGAUGUAAAGGUGAACAUGAAGAUUUUAUGACCAAACGAUGUCCAAAAACUUGUAAUACUUGCCAUGAAGUUGCAGCUACUGUCAUACGAAAGUGUGUUGAUAACAGCAAAAGCUGUUAUUCUUGGGUUAAGAAUGGUCAAUGCUUUGGUCCUCGGAAGCUAUUUAUGCGAACAAACUGUAAAUUAUCUUGUGGAUUCUGCAAACCUCCCAAAAAACAGCGAAUGAAAGACAAUAAUACAAAACGAAGAAAUGGAAAUAAGAAAUCAGUCUAG